AUGUUAGAUGACAAAGCGGAUAAAACAUAUGUUGACAAUAAAAUGUCAAGUGAAGUGACAAGAGCUGACAAAGAAUAUUCUAAAAAGACUCAUACACAUACCAUUGCAAAUAUUACAAACUUACAAGAAACCUUAAACAAGAAAAGUGACGUUGGACAUACACACGAUUUCUUCGCAACUGUUGGUAUAGAAAAUAUUGAAGGAACGGUUGAAGAAACUGGGGAUGUAUUAAAUUGGAAACCUCCUAACUUUCCACAAGGUUUAACAUCGGAGGAUGACAUAACGACGAUGAAAUACAUUAGAUGUAGAAAUGUCUAUGUCAUGGAGGAUGAAAACAAAGUUAAAUUCACUGCUCAAGAUUUAUAUGACAACAAAGCUGACAAAACAUAUGUUAACGAUGAGUUAGAUAAGAAAGCUGACAAAACAUAUGUUAACGAUGAGUUAGAUAAGAAAGCUGACAAAACAGAGCUUCAAACGUUAAAGACAGAAAUACUUCAAACACUAUAUCCUAUAGGUUCUAUUUACACGUCAAUGAACUCUACCAAACCAGAAGUAGUACUUGGUUUUGGAACUUGGACUCAAAUAGUCGACAGGUUUUUGUAUUGUGCAAACUCUUCAAAGGAAACAGGCGGAAGUAAAACGAUUUCAGGUGCAAAUUUACCUGCGCACAGUCACUACAUAAAUUUAAGUACAUCUGAAGCAGGUUUGCAUAGUCAUAGAUUUUGGGAUUGGUCAGGAAUGACAAAAGGUAAAGGAUAUGAUGUUAAAGAGGACGUUAAGUUUGCUAUAAAUUGUUACUGGAGUAACACUGAGGUAGGAGGAAACCAUACACAUCGCGUUUCAGG
Trichomonas vaginalis G3 is the source of this 845-nucleotide messenger RNA. Its product is annotated as phage tail repeat-like family. The transcript has a single exon. The record is from RefSeq and is a predicted model, not a curated record. NCBI's taxonomy places the organism in Eukaryota, Parabasalia, Trichomonadida, Trichomonadidae. The annotation marks the transcript as partial.